AUGUCCGAGGAAGCAUGGAUUGAAGAGUAUUCCGAAAAAGAACUCAACUUUAUCGAAGAAAUCCAAAAGGUUGAAAUUGAAGAAGCCGAGACUCUAUUGAAAAAGUACUCGUUGCCGACUCUCCAAAAGAAUGGAAUUGCUUUAGUUAAUCUUCGUAUAAGUUCUAUUCGAACGGGUUUUGGUGGAAAAACGGUAAUUGAAUUAGAGAGAGAUCCAGCUUUUAGUAAUUCAGAUAUCUUACCCGUGAAUUCGUUUUCUCCAGGAGAUGUGGUGAGAUUGAGCCAAGGAGGAGGGAAGUCAGAUACUCGAGCUUCAAAAUCUGUUGAUAAAAACAAAGGAACUGACCCUUCUACCGAAGGUGUUAUAACACGAGUUCAAGAGAAAAGCAUUUCAAUUGCUCUCAACUCGGAAGAGGAUGUUCCUUCAUUAGCUGAGGGCUUGUCAAUAGUAAAACUCGCUAAUCGCACAACUUAUGAGCGAAUGAAAGAUACCAUGAUUGAAUGGAAGAAAAACCUGCCCGAAUAUCGGAUGCCAUUAUUUUACACAUUGACAGGAAAAAGGGAAGCCGAUACUUCUCUUGAAGAAGAUAUGAUUAGCGAACUAAACUUUUUCAAUAACGAACUUAAUGAUGGUCAAAAAGAAGCAGUUCGUUUCUCUUUGGGUGUUCAGGAGUUAGCUCUUAUUCAUGGACCACCUGGAACCGGUAAAACUCAUACACUGGUCGAAAUUAUUCGUCAACUUGUAAAGAAAGGGAAAAGAGUUUUGGUCAGUGGUGCCUCGAAUUUGUCUGUUGACAAUAUCGUCGACCGCAUUAGUCAAUAUGGAAUACCGAUGGUACGGUUAGGGCAUCCUGCACGACUCUUGCCUAGUGUUUUAAAUCAUUCUCUGGAUUUUUUGUCUAGAAGUGGGAAUUGUGGAGAAGUUAUUAAUGGUAUUAGCGAAGAUAUUGACAUUGAACUCAACAAAAUCAGAAAAACUAAGAGUGGAAAAGAAAGAAGGGAAAUAUAUAAACAUGUGAGAGAGCUUCGAAAAGAUUAUAGGCGUUAUGAAUCGCAAAACGUUUCAGAGUGUUUGAGGACAAGUGAUAUUGUCUUUUGCACGUUACAUGGUGCCGGGUCGCGUCAAUUAAGAAAUGAAAAAUUUGAUGUGGUUAUUAUAGAUGAAGCCUCACAGGCUUUAGAGCCGCAAUGUUGGAUUGCACUCUUAGGAGCGAAAAAGGCGAUUUUAGCAGGAGACCAUAUGCAACUCUCACCGAAUUUGCAAACAAAAAACCCUUAUUUUUCUAUGUUUGAGCGUUUGUUGAAAAUACAAGGAGACAAAGUAAAACGCUUUUUGAAUAUCCAAUAUCGAAUGCACGAGCUCAUCAACAGGUUUCCUUCUAAUACAUUUUAUGAGGGCAAGCUUAUUCCGGCACCUGCGGUAGCGAAGCGUUUGCUAAUGGAUUUACCAUAUGUUGAAGAAACCGAGUUGACGGAUGCGCCCAUAUACUUCUAUGACACGGACGGUAAUUAUCAGGAAGAUGGUGAUAAAGACAUGGGUACUACCUUGUACCAAGAUAGUAAAAGUAACAAGUGGGAAGCGCAAAUCGUGUGCCAUCAUGUUUCAGAGCUACUGAGUGCUGGACUUAAGGAAGAGGAUAUGGCCAUUGUAACGCCAUAUAAUGCUCAGGUUGCUUUAAUCCGAAGCAUGUUGAAGCUUCGAGGAAUUGAAGUUGAAAUGGGCAGUGUAGAUCGAGUGCAAGGACGAGAAAAGGAAGCCAUUAUUUUUUCGCUGGUCAGAAGUAAUGAUUUCCGCGAAGUUGGCUUUCUGGCCGAAAAGAAGCGAUUGAAUGUCGCAAUUACCCGACCAAAGCGACAAUUAUGUGUUGUUGGAGACGGAAAUACUGUGAAGUGGGCCAGCGACUUUUUUCAAAGAUGGAUGAAUUUCCUCGAAGAAGAAGCAGUUGUAAUGGAAGUUGAACCUUCCAUAUUUGAAUAA
Messenger RNA from Schizosaccharomyces osmophilus, 1977 nucleotides. RefSeq names its product DNA polymerase alpha-associated DNA helicase A. Gene Ontology annotation, molecular function: 5'-3' DNA helicase activity; RNA binding; ATP hydrolysis activity. Bases 1 to 1977 code for a protein of 658 amino acids. The record is from RefSeq and is a predicted model, not a curated record. Lineage: Eukaryota; Fungi; Ascomycota; Schizosaccharomycetes; Schizosaccharomycetales; Schizosaccharomycetaceae. The transcript is spliced from 4 exons.